UUAAAAACUCUUUUCUGCAUCAAAGUUCACCCUCUUCACUCGUCUCUUUACAAGGCUGAAGCUAGAGUUUUCCGUUGUUCAUACAGUAGAGCCGCCAAUCAUCUGCAUUCUUCCAAGAUCUUUCAAGAUGUUUACUGCACUGCAAAAGAUUCACAAGGAUAAGGAUACAGAGCCUACCGAGUUCGAGGAGACGGUUGCCCAGGCUCUGUUCGACUUGGAGAAUACGAACCAAGAGAUUAAGAGUGACUUGAAAGACCUUUACAUCAAUGCUGCCAUGCAAAUUGACGUCUCUGGAAAUAAGAAGGCCGUUGUGAUCCAUGUUCCUUACCGGUUGAGGAAAGCUUUCCGCAAGAUUCAUUCUAGGCUGGUGAGAGAGCUUGAGAAGAAGUUCAGUGGAAAGGAAGUUGUUCUUAUUGCUACCCGAAGGAUAGUGCGACCACCAAAGAAGGGUUCUGCCGUGCAGAGACCACGCACUCGUACACUUACAGCCGUGCAUGAGGCCAUGCUUGAGGACAUUGUUCAUCCUGCUGAGAUUGUUGGAAAACGUAUCCGAUACAGGCUUGAUGGAUCAAAGAUAAUGAAGGUUUUCUUGGAUCCAAAGGCAAAGAAUGACACUGAAAAUAAACUGGAGACCUUUGCUGGAGUCUACAGAAAGCUUUCUGGGAAAGAUGUAGUGUUCGAGUUUCCCAUAACAGAGGCUUAAGCCAUUCUUCCCGUUUUCCCGACGACUCUUUAGUAACGGAAAAUUAUAUUUGCAUUUGUAUUCCUAAUUUACGGUUUUGAUCAAUAGAGAUUUUGUUUAAUGGUCUUUGUUCAUUAGGAAGCGAGAAUUUGAACGGUAGGCAAUUUGCUUGUUGGAUACAUGUUCUUUUUUGAGUAUUUUUUUGCACACUGCUCUUCCUUAUUGACCUGAAAGAA
Molecule: messenger RNA, 918 nt
Organism: Olea europaea var. sylvestris
Lineage: Eukaryota; Viridiplantae; Streptophyta; Magnoliopsida; Lamiales; Oleaceae
Product: 40S ribosomal protein S7-like
Exons: 6
Coding region: 128-703 (191 amino acids)
Biological process (GO): rRNA processing; translation; ribosomal small subunit biogenesis
Cellular component (GO): ribosome; small-subunit processome; cytosolic small ribosomal subunit
Molecular function (GO): structural constituent of ribosome
Source: RefSeq, a predicted model, not a curated record